Messenger RNA from Triticum turgidum subsp. durum (durum wheat), 1017 nucleotides. The record is from the annotation of a GenBank genome assembly. NCBI's taxonomy places the organism in Eukaryota, Viridiplantae, Streptophyta, Magnoliopsida, Poales, Poaceae.
AUGGCGCGCGCCAAGGGCAGGAAGCGCGCGGCCGCGGCGGCCGGUGACAGCCAGGCGGCGGCGGCGGCGGCGGCGAAAGGGGGCCGGCCGAAGCGCUCCAAGGCGCCCCCCAAGCCCAAGCCCGAGACGGAGUACGUCCACGAGCCGAGGAAUCUGGAGGAUCUUUGGCUGUCGGCUUUUCCUAUUGGGACAGAGUGGGAAAAUAUUGAUAAGAUUAAGGAGUUCAACUGGAACUUUCAAAAUUUAGAGAAAGCUCUAGAAGAAGGGGGGAAGCUGUAUGGGAAGACGGUCUACGUAUUUGGCAGCACUGAGCCUCAACUGUUGAAUGUUGAUGGUGAAUCGAAGAUAGUACUUAUUCCCGUUGUGGUUGCUGUUGAUUGCCCUUUCCCUCCAUCAGAUAAAAUUGGUAUAAAUUCUGUCCAAAGGGAAAAUGAAGAAAUAGUACCAAUGAGGGCGAUGAAAAUGGCUUGGGUGCCCUAUGUUCCACUAGAGGACCGGCUCAGCAGAAUUGACAGUUUGAAAACAAAAAUAUUCACUCUUGGCUGCACUCAGCGAAGGUCUGCCCUGAAGCAUCUGAAAGAAGAACGAGUGAAGAAGUUUGACUACUGCAUGCCUUAUUAUAUGCCACUUAGUCCUCCUGAAGAUGAAGAUGAUACCGUUGUCAAUAUCAUGUAUCCUUUAGAACCCCCGAUAGUAUGCGACUUCGACUGGGAAAUGGAUGAUAUGGAGGAUUUUAUUGAUGAGAAAGUCAAAGACGAGGUCUUGCCGGAGGAUGAGAAGGAAAAAUUCAAGGACUUCAUAAAGGAGAGAGUUAGAGAAAGGAAGAGAGAGCUGAAGCAGGCUAAAGAAGCCAGAAAGAAAGCUAUUGAUGAUAUGGAUCCAAAGUUGAAAGCGGCAUUUGAAAAUAUCCGGUUUUACAAAUUUUAUCCUGUAAAAACCGAUGACACUCCUGAUGUGAGCCAAGUACAGGCGAAGUACAUCAAUAGAUAUUACCGCCACGCGCAUGAACUGCUGUGA